AUGUUUGACAUGUGGAGCAGCGUCACUUCGAAACUGGAAGCACACGCCAACAACCUCGGUCAAAGCAACGUCCAGUCGCCGGCGGGACAAAACAAUUCAAGCGCUCAAAUUGAAAUAAUUCCAUGCAAAGUCUGUGGCGACAAAUCAUCGGGCGUGCAUUACGGCGUUAUCACCUGUGAGGGCUGCAAGGGCUUCUUCCGGCGAUCGCAGAGCUCCGUGGUGAACUAUCAGUGUCCGCGCAACAAGCAAUGCGUUGUGGACCGCGUCAAUCGGAAUCGCUGUCAAUACUGUAGACUGCAAAAGUGCCUAAAAUUGGGAAUGAGUCGUGAUGCUGUAAAAUUCGGCAGAAUGUCCAAGAAGCAGCGCGAGAAGGUCGAGGACGAGGUCCGCUUCCAUCGCGCCCAGAUGCGCGCCCAGAGCGACGCGGCACCGGAUAGUUCCGUGUACGACACACAAACGCCCUCUAGCAGCGAUCAGCUGCAGCAUAACAACUACAACAGGUGCAGUAUUGAUGCUUACCCAGACAUUGGUCAAAUAUUGAAUACACUACUUGUAUUUAUGGGUCUUCUGCCCUUCUUUCACAGCUACAGCGGCGGCUACUCCAACAACGAGGUCGGCUACGGCAGUCCCUACGGCUACUCGGCUUCGGUGACGCCCCAGCAGACCAUGCAAUACGAUAUAUCGGCCGACUACGUGGACAGCACCACCUACGAGCCGCGCAGUACAAUGAUCGAUCCCGAAUUUAUAAGUCAUGCGGAUGGCGAUAUCAACGAUGUGCUAAUCAAAACCCUGUCGGAGGCGCAUGCAAACACAAAUACCAAACUGGAAUCUGUGCAUGACAUGUUCCGAAAGCCUCAGGAUCUAUCACGCAUACUCUAUUACAAAAAUCUGGGUCAAGAGGAGCUCUGGCUGGACUGCGCCGAGAAGCUGACACAAAUGAUACAGAAUAUAAUCGAAUUUGCAAAGCUAAUACCGGGCUUCAUGCGCCUCAGUCAGGAUGAUCAGAUAUUAUUGCUGAAGACGGGCUCAUUCGAGCUGGCGAUUGUUCGCAUGUCCAGAUUGCUAGAUCUCUCACAGAACGCUGUGCUGUAUGGCGAUGUGAUGCUGCCGCAGGAGGCAUUCUACACAUCCGACUCGGAUGAGAUGCGUCUGGUGUCGCGCAUUUUCCAAACGGCUAAAUCGAUAGCCGAACUAAAACUGACUGAAACCGAACUGGCGCUAUAUCAGAGUCUAGUGCUGCUCUGGCCAGAACGUAAUGGAGUGCGCGGCAAUACGGAAAUACAGAGGCUUUUUAAUCUGAGCAUGAAUGCAAUACGGCAGGAGCUGGAAACGAAUCAUGCGCCGCUCAAGGGCGAUGUGACCGUGCUGGACACGCUCCUCAAUAAUAUACCCAAUUUCCGCGAUAUUUCGAUUUUGCACAUGGAAGCGUUGAGCAAAUUUAAGCAACAGCAUCCGAAUGUUGUAUUCCCAGCACUAUACAAGGAGCUAUUCUCAAUAGAUUCACAACAGGAUCUGACAUAACCAGAGCCGCUUUUUACGGAUACGUCAACCGGUUCUGUCGCAGAUGUUGCUGCCGGCUGUCCGCUCGAAAUAUUGUCAACGGCAACGGCAGCGGCAACGGCA
Molecule: messenger RNA, 1623 nt
Organism: Drosophila novamexicana
Lineage: Eukaryota; Metazoa; Arthropoda; Insecta; Diptera; Drosophilidae
Gene: Hr3
Product: probable nuclear hormone receptor HR3
Exons: 8
Coding region: 1-1521 (506 amino acids)
Biological process (GO): regulation of transcription by RNA polymerase II
Cellular component (GO): nucleus
Molecular function (GO): zinc ion binding; nuclear receptor activity; RNA polymerase II cis-regulatory region sequence-specific DNA binding
Source: RefSeq, a predicted model, not a curated record